This is a messenger RNA of Penicillium pulvis, 4374 nucleotides long. RefSeq names its product TRAPPII-specific subunit TRS120. Gene Ontology annotation, cellular component: trans-Golgi network. Lineage: Eukaryota; Fungi; Ascomycota; Eurotiomycetes; Eurotiales; Aspergillaceae. The record is from RefSeq and is a predicted model, not a curated record. The transcript has 3 exons. The coding region runs from base 1 to 4374 and encodes 1457 amino acids.
AUGGGGGUCGACCCAUUGUCUCCAAUUGCGCCAGUGCGCUUGAGGGCACUUUUACUACCAAUUGGAAGGAUUAAGCGAUCCCGCUUCUUGAGUUUCGCAGCUAGGCUUCAAGCUGAAAAUGUCGUACGGUUAGGGGACAUUAGUCCCGAUGGUCGACCAAAUCGAAAUAUGUUUUCCCCGCUUGCAUUUCCUACAGGGUUGAUCCUAUACGACCUGUCCUUCUCGGUUCCCCCCACGUCGCACCUCGAGCUAUUUCCCUUUGAGAUAUACAGAGAGCCUUUGGUGAUCAUUGCGAUUGCAGAUGGUACCGAGCUUUCCCAGAGCCCAGAAUCGAAGAAACAGCAUCCCACGCCGGAGGAGCUUGAUCAGCUAUUGGAAGAGCUCGAUGCAGUGAAGGAGAGGAGCCCACGAGCACUCGUGAACCAGCUUCUGGUCUUUGACUAUGAUGGCUUAGAGAAACUCACAAAUGGCCCGGAUAACGUACUUUGGGUACCUCGUCCCGAGGCUUCGAAGGCUACUACAAUGAAAACGGUUUUGUGCGACAUAACCUCGGUCUUGCUUUCGGAGCUGGACGAGUUUGCGAAAACUAUCCAAGCCAUCCCGACGAUCGAAUCACCUCGAACAUCUUCAUGGGGGCCGUCCCGCAAUCCAGAGCUACGUCCCCGACCGGUCGACCGACUGCUACACCGGAUGACCCUGCCUGCACAAAUGCCAUCCAAUCCGAAUGGUACACCAGACACCCCAUUGUCCGACUCGGGUGCACAAACGCCCAAUUCUGAAACCGCCACGACGUUUGAUGAGAUUACUCGCUCGAUUCACAUUAAUCGCACACAUUCUGGCAGCAAGAGCCCCUCAGUAGCUUCGCCUAAAGAGCAUAGUCGUGAGCGCAUGUCAGUUAGCGGAGUGAGUGCGACUGACAGAACAAAGAAUCGUAUUAAGGGACGAGCUGGAGUCGUCAUUGGAACUCUUUUCCUGCAGGCAGGAAGAUGGCAUGAUGCCUUGAAAGAGUUGGUUGAAGCUACGAACAAUGCACGCGCAGGCAGCGAUUAUAUCUGGCACGGUAAAGCGCUGGAGUCCAUUCUUCUUUGCCUCGUAAUGCUUGGGUGGGCAGGCAUGGAUUUCCAGAUUCCCUCGGUUCUCUACCCUGUUGCCGACAAAUCUUCAAAGUCGCAUCGAGAUUCGGUUUCUGCUCCUACAGCUGGAAACCGCAUUAUCUCUCUCCAGAAUCUUGCGAAUUUGUUACCCGAUCUUGCAAACAACAUUCUCAAUCUAUACAAUCGAGCCGCCCACAUAACAGAUGAACCUCUUCCACAAUUGGUCUUCUCUGAGACAGUCAUUCGGUUAUCGAGACUCUUGGUAUCAGCUCGGGUCCGCGAUGGUGCGUUGGACGACAACGCCUUGAAACAUAUCGUCAUGAACGAGCCCCUAGUACCUAUACUUCAACCAGAACUUCCACGUGGAACAGUUCUGCUUCGCAAAUCUGAGCUUGCAAACUUCUUGUACCGAGCUCUACCGCUUGCACCCAGUGCCGACUUGCCUGCCACCGAUGUGGUCCCCAUUGUCGUGGGCGUGGUGUCUGUUCUCAAUGCCCUUGAUUUGCCUCGAAAGAAAGCUUUUAUCAUGCGCGAGCUUCUUACUGUGAUGGUACCCAGUCUGGUACAGGCACGGAAAAUUGGCGCCGCAGAGGUUGGAAUCCAUCCAGCUGCGGGAUUAGCAUCUCUUAGCGAUACCACUUUUGAUGUGAAUGCCCUUGAUAUUGGCCCAGGAAAUAUGGAAAAGAGUGUACGUCUUCUUCUGGCCACCAUAGGCGAGAUAUAUGGCGUCCAGCCCUCGGCAUACUAUGAGUGGGAGAAGCGACAGAGCCAAGCAUCCGCACUUGGCGGAUCAGAAGGAUGUCCUGACUAUGAAUCGGUUGCUGGCAUUGCAGAGCGAUCUUUCCGACAUGUGGUUCUUGAUAGAUAUGGCGAUCUCAAUCUCAAGAUUGAUGUUCUCAAAGCAUGCAUCAACUGCUGUGAAGCCUUGCCCGACUUUGAAGGUGUACUUCGUUUCACAGUCGAGCUUCUGCAAACAAUUCGAGGGGAUUUGAUGAUAGGAGAGACAAAUCAGAUGCCACCAUAUCUUCCCCGAGAAGAGCAAGUCCGUCUCUUGAACAAUAUCAAACGCACCGUUGGCGCUGCAAACAGGCUAGGUGCAUCUCAUAUGACAGCAGAGUACUGGGAUGACUUCCUCGUACGCGACGUCCAGCUAUUAGCACUGCCGGAUCCUAGGAGACCUGUCCGGCGGUCCAAAUCAGAGUUGCACGCUGUUACCGCUGGAUCAGAGAAAUCGAAAAAGGAUCCUUUCCUAUACAACCCCUUCGCGAAACCUAGCAGCAAAGCCUUGGAAAUGCUUAGUGUGACAGAUGAGCCCGCUUCGUUCCGGGUAACUCUCCAAAAUCCCUACGAAUUUGAAGUUGAGAUCGAGCACUUGCAACUAGAGAGUACAGGCGUGGACUUUGUGGCCGUGGCAGAGAACAUCAUUCUUCCUCCAUUUUGCCUGCAAGAUAUCAUCGUCCUGGGCACCGCUCGCGAGGAAGGAAAACUCACCAUCACUGGUUGCAUCGUGAAAGCGCGGAAUUGCCGAAUGCGAAGAUUCCCCAUAUUUAAAGAAUUCUGGAAGCCUGAAACCGAUGUCAAGUUCAAAAGGACAGGGCUGUCUUCGAAAAAGCCCCUGUCAGAGCGUCCGGUGUCCUGGGCUUCAGAAACUUCUAAAGAUGGAAAAACGUCAGUCAAGAAGGGUCCCGAGGCAGCAACAUGUGAGGUUAAGGUCAUCGGCAAACAGCCAUCACUUUUGAUCGAAUCAAUGUCACUCUCACAGUCCGCGAUGAUGGUUCUAGAAGGGGAGAUCAAGUCAUUCACCAUUACCCUUCAAAAUACCUCUUCUUGCCCCGUGGACUUUGUUUUGUUCACCUUCCAAGACUCGACUACCCGGCAACUUCAAUCAGCUCUUAAGAACAGAGAUCUCUUGCCGGUGGAAAUUUACGAACUGGAGCUGAAGUUGACAACUCAGCCAGCCCUGCGAUGGCGCCGUGAGGGUUCUAACUCUGAAGACUGCUCUAUCGCGGCCGGCCAGAAGGCAACUUUCACGGUCGAUGUGCUGGGCAAGCCUGGCCUACAGGAUACCACUGUUCAAAUCGACUAUUCGUUCGUUGGGGCCAAACAGGCUGAUUUGCCUGAUAUCUUUUACACUAGGCAAUUGUUUGUGCCGCUGACCGUCACGGUAAAUGCCAGCGUAGAAGUGGCUCGCUGUGAUAUCUUGCCCUUCAGUGGUGAUUUUGCAUGGCGAAAUCACCUCGAACCCCCGUCGGACCCAGUUCAACAAGAAGAUUCACCGUUAUCUGCCAGCGAUCAUGAUCCAUUUUCUCAGGUUCUUGCCCGUCUUGGAAAUGGAGCCUACGGUCCAGAUCACUGUGUUGUCUUGCUUGAUCUGCGAAAUGCAUGGCCAAGUCCUGUUUCUGUGUGGUUGCGAGUUGGCGAGCAUUCCGCUUUGUCAAAGGAUAUUCACACUGGCCAGUAUACCGUCGAUGGACAUCUUCAGCCUGGCCAAACCUCCCGAUUUGUCCUCGUACUCCCGCGUGUCUAUCUAGACAACCCCCAUGCCUCUAUUCCCGUCGUCAACACUGGCACUCGAAGACAAUUCGUGGUCAGCGUCAACAAACUAUCCUUCGAAGCUGAGGCAGCCUCUCGCGAAGCUUUCUGGUUCCGAGAAGAGCUACUGAAGAGAAUGACCGGACACUGGAAGGAGGCCUCUACAGGUCGUGAGGGCACCAUUGACCUUCGGAACAUCCGCCUCAAUGCUCGAAUGGUGGAAGCCAUGCGUCUUGAGGACGUCGACAUAACAUUUUCCCUCUCUUCGCCCUCCGAACCAACCAGCCCUAAAUCUUCACAGAAGGUCACUCAGACCGGUCGCUCACGAUUUCGAGCCGAAGCAGACGAUCUCCUUACCCUGGCCGUCACUAUCCGCAAUCGGUCUUCACGUCCUAUUCACCCACUUCUCCGCCUUCAGCCUAGCUUGCGACACCAACCAAAUAAUGUCGCUCUGGACCUCACACGCCGCCUGGCAUGGACUGGAAUGCUCCAACAGUCUCUCCCCAUCUUACCAAGUGCCGAGUCGACCAAGGCCUUCAUUGGCGUGACGGUGCUCAGCCGUGGCGAAUACGAGUUUGGUGCCAGUGUCGAGGAGGCGCGCAUCCUGUGGCCUUCUGAUUCUCUUAGCAAACGAGAGGACGACUCCAAUGCUCAUGAUGAUGUCGUCAAGGAUACGUUCGGAGCAGACGUUGUGAGACGACGCCGCAUUUGGCAUGCGAUGGAGACUUGUGUCAUCCAUGCCAGCUAA